Molecule: messenger RNA, 5042 nt
Organism: Camellia sinensis
Lineage: Eukaryota; Viridiplantae; Streptophyta; Magnoliopsida; Ericales; Theaceae
Gene: VPS15
Product: protein kinase family protein / WD-40 repeat family protein
Biological process (GO): protein phosphorylation; protein targeting to vacuole; macroautophagy
Cellular component (GO): phosphatidylinositol 3-kinase complex, class III, type II; nucleus-vacuole junction; phosphatidylinositol 3-kinase complex, class III, type I
Molecular function (GO): ATP binding; protein binding; protein serine/threonine kinase activity
Source: RefSeq, a predicted model, not a curated record
AUCGAACAAGUCUCUUUGCAGACGACUCCGAUGAUGGCUGCCUUCUUGCUAGGGCUGCUUCGCCCUCUCUCCGGCGAAAAAUCUCAACCCCAAACCCUCUAAUUUCAUAGUUCGAUACAGAGAGAAUUUUAGAGAGAGUGAGUAUGGGGAAUAAGAUCGCUCGAACGACGCAAGCUUCGGCGACGGAGUACUACCUCCAUGAUCUACCUUCGUCGUACAAUUUGGUGCUGAAGGAGGUUUUGGGAAGAGGACGCUUCUUGAAAUCGAUACAGUGUAAGCAUGACGAAGGGCUUGUCCUCGUCAAGGUCUAUUUCAAGCGAGGAGACUCGAUCGAUCUUCGAGACUACGAGCGACGACUCUCCCAAAUCCGCGAGAUCUUUCGCGGACUCGAGCACCCCCAUUGCUGGCCUUUCCAGAUUUGGCUUGAAACAGAUAAAGCUGCUUAUCUGUUGAGGCAAUACUUCCUCAAUAAUCUUCAUGACCGGUUGAGUACUCGGCCUUUUCUCAGUAUUGUUGAAAAGAAAUGGCUGGCUUUUCAGCUAUUGUAUGCAGUGAAGCAAAGCCACGAGCAUGGAGUUUGUCAUGGUGAUAUUAAAUGCGAGAAUGUGCUUGUCACUUCAUGGAAUUGGCUUUACCUUGCUGACUUUGCAUCUUUCAAACCUACUUAUAUUCCCCAUGAUGACCCCUCCGAUUUCUCAUUUUUCUUUGACACUGGCGGAAGAAGGCGUUGUUAUCUUGCUCCCGAGAGAUUCUAUGAACAUGGAGGUGAGAUGCAAGUUGCUCAAGAUGCACCACUAAAGCCAUCUAUGGACAUCUUUGCUGUAGGGUGUGUAAUUGCGGAGCUUUUUCUCGAGGGUCAGCCUCUUUUUGAACUAUCCCAGCUUCUUGCUUAUCGAAGAGGGCAGUAUGAUCCUAGCCAAAAUCUUGAGAAGAUCCCAGAUUCAGGUAUCCGUAAGAUGAUUAUUCACAUGAUUCAGUUGGACCCUGAGUUACGAUUUUCUGCUGAAAGCUACCUUCAAAGCUAUGCAAGUGUAGUAUUUCCGAGUUACUUCUCACCGUUUCUGCAUAAUUUCUAUUCCUGCUUGAACCCACUUGAUUCUGAUACAAGGGUUGUGAUGUGCCAGACUGUUUUCCAGGAGAUACAUAAACAAAUGAUGAACAAUAGGUCCAAUGAGGAGACAGGAAUUGGAGUUGGCACACAAUCAAACACUAUAGGUGGCCAAUCAUCACAACAGAUGGAUACAAAGCAAGGCUUUGAUUUGACAGAGGAUUCUUUGAGAAAAAAGGAAGAGGUAGAAAAGGGCUCAGUUGAUGAUCGUCUUGAACUUCUCGGUGAUAUCAAUAAUCUACUACGGGACGUGAAACAAAGUUAUCGAUAUUCCAGUGUGAAACCAAUGCUGGAGGAUGUAGCCAGUUCUGCAUAUUCUCAAAAUUGCAAACAGUGUGGCUUGCAGUCUCCUGGUGAGCUAUUGCAAACUAUCUCCAAUGUGUUUAAAAGAAAUCACCACCCCUUUCUGAAAAAGGUUACAAUGAAUGAGUUACACUCGUUGAUGUCAGAUUAUGACAAUCAAUCAGACACUUACGGAAUGCCUUUCUUACCGUUACCCCUGGACAGUGUGAGCUGCGAAGGUAUGGUUCUCAUUGCAUCACUGCUGUGUUCCUGCAUACGCAAUGUCAGGUUGUCCCAUUUGAGGAGGGGGGCUAUACUUUUACUGAAGUCUUGCUCCUUAUAUAUUGAUGAUGAAGAUCGAUUGCAGCGUGUGCUUCCAUAUGUUGUUGCAAUGCUUUCCGAUCCAGCAGCAAUUGUGCGUUGUGCUGCCUUGGAGACUUUGUGUGACAUUCUGCCUUUAGUCCGAGAUUUUCCUCCUAGUGAUGCUAAAAUUUUUCCAGAGUAUAUUCUUCCAAUGCUUUCCAUGCUUCCUGAUGAUCCGGAGGAAAGUGUGAGAAUAUGUUAUGCCAGCAAUGUAUCUAAGCUGGCGCUAACUGCUUAUGGGUUUUUGAUUCACUCAAUAAGCCUGAGUGAGGCAGGUGUUCUCAAUGAAUCAAAUUCGCCUCAGAAGUCAUUCGCCCCAUCUACUGAGACUUCUGGACGGUUGCAGAGUCUGAACAGUGAUGCACAGCUUGCACGGUUGAGGAAGUCCAUAGCUGAGGUCAUUCAAGAACUUGUAAUGGGCCCAAAGCAAUCUCCAAAUAUCAGGAGAGCACUCUUGCAGGAUAUUGGCAACCUAUGUUGGUUCUUUGGCCAGAGACAGAGUAAUGACUUUUUGUUGCCCAUCCUCCCUGCUUUUCUGAAUGAUCGAGAUGAGCAGUUAAGAGCUGUAUUUUAUGGACAGAUUAUUUAUGUCUGCUUCUUUGUGGGCCAAAGAAGUGUAGAGGAGUAUCUUCUGCCUUACAUUGAACAGGCUUUAAGUGAUGCAUCAGAGGCUGUAAUUGUGAACGCAUUGGAUUGCUUGGCCAUUCUGUGCAAGAAUGGUUUCCUGCGGAAGAGGAUACUGCUUGAAAUGAUAGAGCGUGCUUUUCCAUUGUUGUGUUAUCCCUGUCAGUGGGUAAGGAGGUCAGCUGUCACCUUUAUUGCAGCUAGUAGUGAGAGUUUAGGUGCAGUAGAUUCGUAUGUUUUCCUGGUCCCAAUUAUACGCCCAUUCCUUCGCAGACAACCAGUAUCUCUAGCUUCAGAAAAGGCUCUUCUUUCAUGUCUAAACCCUCCUGUCUCAAGACAGGUAUUCUAUGAAGUCUUAGAAAAUGCAAGAAGUUCAGACAUGUUAGAGAGACAGAGGAAGAUAUGGUACAAUUCAUCAGCACAACCCAAAGUUGGGGAGUUAAAUCCAAUGAAGGGAUGGUCUGACAGGCCACAUGAUGUUCAGGGUCACAGACCUGUUGGCAAUGGAAUGGAACCACUGGAUCCAAGUGAAUGUGAUGAUGGGGAUGCUAGAAUUAGUGCUAUGGGUAGCUUUUUGCGCAAUGCUUCUGAUGCAGUUGACAGUCAUGAUUCUCUUUGCUCAGAAAAAUUACAGUUCUCUAGCUUUAUGUCUCCACAGGUUAACGGUUUGAACAGCUUAAUUUGUGAUAAAUCAUCAGAUGGCAUACCUUUGUACUACUUCAAGAAGGAUAAACGAGCCGUGACAAUUGCUCCACCAGCCUCUGACUCCUCGUUACAGUUCAACACUUUUGGAUUUGGUUCAUCAUCCACGCCUUGGAUGGAUCCAGUAAAUAAAUCAUUAGGCUUGGCUAAUUCGGUUCCAGCGCCUAAACUUGUCUCAGGCUCAUUCAGCAUUAAUAAUGGUUCUAAGCAGUUCCACAGAGUGGUGCAUGAGGCAGAAGGCAGGGAAAGUGAUCAAACAGCCUAUGUCAACAGCAAGUUUCAAGACCUGGGUAUGUCUAGCACAAUGAAAGGGAGUCCCAUUACAGCGGAAGAUGCCCCUACUCCAAAUGAUGUAACGGGAUUGCCAUCUUUCACACGAGGGUCAUCGAUCCCAGAUUCAGGGUGGAGGCCACGAGGGGUGUUGGUUGCACACCUUCAGGAGCACCGUUCUGCUGUUAAUGACAUUGCCAUUUCUACCGAUCACAGCUUUUUUGUAAGUGCGUCUGAUGAUUCCACUGUCAAGGUGUGGGAUUCCAGAAAGUUGGAGAAAGACAUCUCAUUUAGGUCAAGGCUAACUUAUUCCCUGGAGGGAAGCCAAGCACUAUGUGCUGCGAUGCUCCAGGGCUCUGCUCAAGUUGUCGUUGGAGCUUGUGAUGGCACGAUACACAUGUUCUCUGUUGAUUAUAUCUCCAGGGGACUGGGCAAUGUUGUUGAGAAGUAUACAGGAAUUGCCGAUGUCAAGAAAAAGAAUGUUGAUGAAGGUGCCAUACUCAGCCUUUUAAACUACUCAGCAGAUGUUGAUUCCAGGCAAAUGAUUAUGUACAGCACCCAAAACUGUGGGAUCCAUCUUUGGGAUCCGAUAACAAAUUCUAAUGUAUGGAAUUCAAAGGUAAAUCCCGAGGAGGGCUAUGUUUCUUCUCUGGUGACAGGCCCUUGUGGGAAUUGGUUUGUGUCCGGAUCUUCAAGGGGUGUGCUUACGCUUUGGGAUCUGAGGUUUUGUCUACCUGUCCACUCGUGGCAGUAUUCUGUUGCAUGCCCUAUAGAGAAAUUGUGUCUUUUUCUUCUGCCUUCAAACACUGCUAUAUCCACUGCUGCAAGGCCCCUUGUUUAUGUUGCAGCAGGUUGUAAUGAAGUUUCCCUUUGGAAUGCAGAAAACGGAAGCUGCCACCAGGUAUUGAGGGUGGUGAGUAAUGAUAGUGAUGCUGAAUUCUCAGAUCUUCCUUGUGCCUUGACCAGACCAUCCAGUAAAUCAAGUUCCAAACCAGAUCUAAGACGGAAUGUCAAUCCAAAGUACAGAGUUGAUGAACUGAAUGAACCUUCUCCGAGUCUUCCUGGUAUUCGCUCAUUGCUCCCCUUGCCCGGGGGAGAUUUGUUAACUGGUGGUACCGACUUGAAGAUACGUCGCUGGGAUCAUUGCAGCCCUGACAGGAGUUAUUGUGUUUGUGGCCCUUCUGUAAAGGGAGUUGGAAAUGAUGAUUUCUACGAAACAAAAUCUAGUUUUGGGGUGCAAGUCGUGCAGGAAACGAAGAGGCGACCUCUGGCAACGAAGUUGACUGCAAAGGCAGUUCUAGCAGCGGCUGCUACUGAUUCAGCUGGUUGUCAUCGUGACUCGGUUCUCUCUUUGGCAUCUGUAAAGCUGAACCAGCGACUUCUGAUAUCUAGCAGUAGAGAUGGGGCCAUCAAGGUUUGGAAGUAAAAAGGACGUAAUAUUAAGCUUUUUAUCAGUGAUUUAUUGUACAUAUUUGUUAAUGCAAAAUGCUAGUAGUUGAAGCUGUACAUAACAUAACAUCUACCAAGAAGAAUAGAAGAAGCUAAGUUAUAUAAUUCAGAUCAUGAACUCUUAUUUUCUAACCCCCCUUCCCACAGUUCCUAAUACAUCAACCCUGCCCGAUUUGUACGAUGAAAGAUAUGAAAUAUCAUAUAGUUUGAAUGUCAAAUUUUAUUUUAUUUUUUAAAAUUUUCA